Cucumis sativus (cucumber) is the source of this 894-nucleotide messenger RNA. RefSeq names its product 60S ribosomal protein L32-1. The transcript has 4 exons. Lineage: Eukaryota; Viridiplantae; Streptophyta; Magnoliopsida; Cucurbitales; Cucurbitaceae. The coding region runs from base 170 to 571 and encodes 133 amino acids. Gene Ontology annotation, biological process: translation. Gene Ontology annotation, cellular component: cytosolic large ribosomal subunit; ribosome. The record is from RefSeq and is a predicted model, not a curated record. Gene Ontology annotation, molecular function: structural constituent of ribosome.
AAAAAGAAAAAAAAAAUCGGGAAAACUUUGACCCACAAAAACCCUAAUGCCGCAACCCAUCCACCGUACCUCUUAUAUGAAUAUAAACCAAAAGUUUUGAGGUUCGAGUACGGCGGGUCUUCGGAAGUAAGCUCGGAAUCCUAUUACCGUUUACAGGAACUAAGAAGAUAUGGCGGUGCCGUUGCUGACGAAGAAGAUUGUUAAGAAGAGGGUUAAGCAGUUCAAGAGACCCCAGAGCGACCGCAAGAUCUCUGUCAAAACAAACUGGCGUAGACCAAAGGGUAUUGAUUCUCGUGUUCGAAGGAAGUUCAAAGGAUGCACUUUGAUGCCAAACAUUGGUUAUGGUACUGACAAGAAAACCCGUCACUAUCUUCCAAAUGGAUUCAAGAAGUUCGUUGUGCACAAUGUCACAGAGCUUGAACUGUUGAUGAUGCACAAUAGGACUUACUGUGCUGAGAUUGCACACGAUGUGUCCACAAGAAAAAGGAAGGAGAUUGUGGAGAGAGCUGCCCAGCUCGAUGUAGUUGUCACCAACAAGCUUGCUAGGUUGCGCAGCCAGGAGGAUGAAUGAGCCUAGGUCCUCUUUUUGUCUUAUUAGUGAUGUCUUUUUAUUACCCUCUCUUGCGAACUAGCAACAUUAACUUUUGCGGUAUUUCUAUUCUACCUGAUGUCUUUUACUUAACUAAGGAUUUCUAAUUCCAUUGUCAUUUUUGGUUAGCCCAACAGGCGGAUCAGCUUGAUUGCUCUUAUUUUGGCAGUUUCCUUUUCUAGUCUGAGAUUCGUUAGGCUAGAGUGCUUUUUAGACAGAGUAGUAGUCUGCUGAUCCCUCUUCUCUCUUCCUUAAUUUUGACAGAAAACGCUUUUGUUCCUAAAAAAAAUUCUUGGAAGCAACAA